AUCUCUGCCGUGGUUCUCGUGUUUCCAUUGGACAAACUAAGAUGGGCACAUUAUACGCUAGGCCCGUAAAAAAACGAAUUAGGCCUGCGUUUUGUGAUUUGAAGCAAGUAUAAAAUUUUCAUCAGACGGCUGACAACGUAAAGCUUCAGCAGCUCAACCAUGGUGCAGAGAUUUUUCUCAGUUCGGCAAAUGGACCUCCAACAAGACCAUCACUCCCACCCUGUUGUGCUUCUGUCCGGCCCUCCUUCCUGCGGAAAGACCUCCUUAUUAUUCCAGUUUGCAUUCAACUCCGCAAUGGAGGCCGCCCACGAUUGCAAAAAUGAUCAAGUAGUUUUCAUCUGCAACCGACGCAGAUUAGAGGCCAAACCCCCUUAUCUUUCCCAGGGCGUUGAUUCAUCCUCUCAAGCAUUUCAACGAAUACAAAUGAAGUAUGUGGACGAUGAGGAAGGAAUUAAGAAGUAUUUUGCUGCAUUUCAUCUGCACGAUACAUUUCCGGUCGCAGUUGUCAUCGAUGAUUUUGGAGCUUUCUUUGAUGAAAGGAGCUGCCAAGAAAGAUAUGGAAACCCACGAGGAAGAGACUUGGCAAUGGUUCGGACACUGGCUUUGUGUCACAAUGCCAUGAUCCAUGCCAAUGAAACAAGGCCUUGCAAGCUUGUGUUAUCAGAUACACACCGCGGAGACUCCCCGCGGUUGCUCUUCAUCUACAAAAGAUGGGUUUCGACCAUUUUUACAAUUCAAGGCGAUGGCUCAGGAUCGUUCAUUGUAAAAGACUAUAGCAAUUCAGGGGGAAGAAGAGUGACUGCUAAGUACUCGGUGGCUCUCCAGAAUCUUUUGCUAGAGGAGAUCACUGAAGCAAGUGAAUCGUAGAUGUAUCGAAAUAGGCUCAAAAUUGGUCCAGGAUCCAUUACUUUCGAUCCGUGCAUUAUGUCAGAGUUAAUAUCUGCUUCACCUUCAUUAGUUUUGCUCAGUGUAAGUUCUGUAAAAAUCCUUUGGGCUCUGUGAUGUGCAUUCUCUGAAACACUAUUUGAUCAGUAUUUCGAUUUUCAA
This is a messenger RNA of Pyrus x bretschneideri (Chinese white pear), 1047 nucleotides long. RefSeq lists its product as uncharacterized. Gene Ontology annotation, biological process: double-strand break repair via homologous recombination. The coding region runs from base 160 to 867 and encodes 235 amino acids. Lineage: Eukaryota; Viridiplantae; Streptophyta; Magnoliopsida; Rosales; Rosaceae. Gene Ontology annotation, cellular component: Shu complex. The record is from RefSeq and is a predicted model, not a curated record. The transcript is spliced from 7 exons. Gene Ontology annotation, molecular function: single-stranded DNA binding.